CUGAGAUUUUCCAUCGUCCUCCUCAGCCGCUCAGUUCCUGGGAGAAAGAAAAAAAAAAUCCUGCCGCGCGCUGGUGUCCAUCUCCUGAAGAUUUUUCCACCGGAUGCCUCUCCAUUUCUUACGUAGCGCAGAUACUCCUCUCCUUGAGAUAUUUCCAGCCGCCGCGAGUCUUUAUCUUCUUCUCCCACGCGCACAAGCUCCUCCCUCUGCGCAUCUGCCUGCUUCCGGCCGAGUUCUCCACACCGCGCUCCACUACUCGGCAAACCGCUGCCCAGGUUCGGCCAGCCAAGUGCUCCAUCUCCCAUUCAAGCUCCAUGCGCGCGCGUCCUGGAUUCCUCUCUCCCUCGCGUCUUCUUCCCCAGCACGCCGGCGCGUCUCCCUGCGCACGCGCCGCCGUCGAGUUCUCCGUCGCGCGCCGUGGUGUUUCUCAGCGCGCACCUUCCUCUUCCUAGCUCUGUUGCCGCGCGCGCCCAGCAGAAGUCCCGUCCGUCCGCGCUCUGCCCAGUCCCUAGCUCGGCCUCUGCUCUGUCGCUGCUGCUGCGCGCGUGCUUGUCGGUGUUUCCAGCUCGCCGUGGAGCCGAGCUCUCCACCGCCGUCCUCAGCGCUCGCCCAGCUCUGUUGGCCGCGCCCCUGUUCCUGCUCCGGCUCAUCUGCGCCACCGCCGCAUCACUGCUCUCCUUGGCGCUCGCCUUUGGUGCUGGCCGCGUGCUCCUAGUCCGGCUCAGCCGCGACCUCGCCGUCGAUCCUAAGCUCGUUGCGCGCCCUGUUCCACUGUGUCGAUCCGCUCAUUUUGUUGAGUCCGUCCGCGCGCGCAGCUUCCUCAAGUCGUCGUGUGCCCAGCUCGCUCCAGCUCGCAGGUCGAGCUUCUCCCUCACACUCAGAUCCGGCCGUUAACGUCUAGCCAUAUGUUCUUUUUCCCCAGCUCGUGGAUGUCGUCGUUCCGUGUGUUUGACCUUCAGAGUUCGCCGGCCAUCACGACAUCCUCAUCUAUCGUGCCAUGCUUCGAUGGUCGAUUUGCACAGUUUCUGCUCGGCAAUCGGUUCUGUCACCGUCGAACCUCGUUCCUGCUCGAUCUCGUCGAACCCCGAAUCCCGGACGUUAGACAAAAAUAAGUGAGAUCCGUGUGCAUCGCUUAUCAAGUGCUCAGUCGAAGACUUCAAUCGAAGGUCAUCAUUGUUCCGUGCGUCAAUAAGAAAUCCUAAGAGUCAGGUGAAGACGGAAUUAGCAGCGUGAUGUUCACCAAGUACUCGACACAAGGGCUGAACUGAAAUCCUUGCCGUGCUCGUGGAUAGCGCGUCAGAGUUAGUAUGGUAAGCCGAUUUAUAUUUUGGUUAGCUUAAUUAUUGAUUUGAUGAAUAGUUUGCGUACAUAAGUAGGAAGUGGUCGUGUCACGCGAAACUCAAAGUUUUAAAAUGAUUAUUGUGUGAGGAGUGGUUAAAUGAAUAAUAUGUCUAGUGUCUUGAUCAUAUAGCUGAUAAAUACGGUUGUGGUUAUAUUAAAUGAUUAUUAAAAUGUAUCGCAAGUAAUAUGUGGUGGAUACAUAUGUCGGAUAGGUUUAAAUUGGCUCUUUGCUGAGGACUGAGGAGAAUUAAUAAUGUGAAGAAUUGAUUUAGUAAUCCAAACAAUUAUCCGAUAAGUCUGUCGUCGUUGAUUUUGUAGGAUAUUUUGGUGGUUAAACCUGAAAUGUUUGAUUAAUUGUUGACAUGUAAAAUAUGUGAGGUGUAAAAUAAAAUUAAAAUAGUUCUUUGUGAGUGAUGUGGUAUAAUUUAUAAAGCGAGUGAUAAGUUUAGAAUUUAAUUAAUUAGCUGAUAAGUUGUGUUUAGGCUAAUUGUAUUAAAUGUGUAUAGUUUGUUGUUUCGUGAUGUUUGCGUUAGAUUCGGGUAAUCUAGAAAAGCGUAACCAUUACUCUUAGUCGUACGUCGAUAACUAGUGUUUCCGUAUGAAACAGUACAACGCCUCGCCGCUAGGUGUUUAAUUCGCUAUCGCGUAGCACUAUUUAGGUUUGUAAUAUUCCCGUCUAUAUGCGUUCAUGUGCAUAAUGCAUUUCAUUCAAGUACGUGAAUUAACCACGUGAUGCGGAAGACGACCCAAGUCGACCCCAAGCGCGGGCUACUCCGCAUGGUGAUGCUGAUGGACGAACCUGCCUGAUCAAGUGCUAGGACAAGGAUGAUCGUCAAGUGGACGUCGCCUACCAAACACUAACCUAGUGUUAUUCAGGCAAGCCCCAGUACAUGCAACCCCUUCCUUAUGUUUUUAAAUAAUUUUUACAUACUUUAAGUCUAGCGAAAUGUGCAUUAGGUUUAUAGUAGUUGCUUGGAAACCCUUUGAUGCAUUGGCUACCUUGAAAUCCAUUCCUUUUAUAGAUACUUCUGGUAAAGUAUCAAAUACGAUUUACAAAAUUGCUUAGCCUUGCCUAGAGGUAAAUCUUGUGAAUAGAGAUUGUCCUUUGCGUUAAUGCUCAGGGGUUAUCCUGAGGAAGGAUGGCUUUUGCCUGCAAUAAUAUUUUUAUUGGGAGCGUGGUGGGAUCUUACUGCAAAGUUCUCUAUAAUGCUCUUUUCAUCCUAAGGAACACAAACAAUCCUAAGGAUGGAAGUACUUAAAUCGAGACUUGGUUUAGGAACAAGUGAUGUUCUACCCAGGUUGAUUAAGGAUUAUAGCGAAUGUAGGCUUGCUGAUCGAGGAUCUUUUAACUGGUCACAUGCCUCGUCAUGGGUAAGCCUUGCCUCAUGCAGACUAAUACCAGAGUAAGACAACACGCAAUGGGAGUGGAGAGAUGGCGAGAGUAGCGUGUACCCUCCAUGGCAAGAGGCUAGACGGUGGUGUAUCUGUGCUCUCGGUUGGCGUGAACCUGAUCUGGUCUUAAGAACCUCGGUGGCGAGUUGACAUAUGCAAGGGUUAAGUGCUACAUAUGUCGUGUGAUUGGAGAUCCCUAGCUGGGUAUUAAUCGAUUCGGAUUGUCGUUACUUCUCGGACAUGAAGACUUGGUCACUGCCCUGCAAUCUAAGUCAUGGAUGGAAUCAUAAUGAGCAAAAAUCGUGUGUAUUGAUUAAUGUGAUGAUGAAAUUAGACUAGAUGCAAACAAGGUCUAUUAAUACUUAAUCUAGCAUUAAAAUGUUGAAAGUAAGGACUCAUUUUAGUAAGCUUUCUGCAAACUAUUAAUGUUGAUUCUUGUUAAAAGCCUUUCCUUGAUUCCCAAAUCCAGCGUAUCCUUGAGAGUCUUUUUCCUUAGUCGGGUAAGUCUUGGUGAGUACUUGCGUACUAAGGGUUUUAUUCCCAUUGUUGCUGCAGGUCACGAGUCACUUUGAUUGUGAUUGGUGUUAAGCGCCGGUGGGCACGACCUUCUUAAAAGUCUAAGUAUUUCCUCUA
Zea mays is the source of this 3366-nucleotide messenger RNA. RefSeq lists its product as uncharacterized. Lineage: Eukaryota; Viridiplantae; Streptophyta; Magnoliopsida; Poales; Poaceae. The transcript has a single exon. The record is from RefSeq and is marked validated. The coding region runs from base 104 to 715 and encodes 203 amino acids.